Molecule: messenger RNA, 3599 nt
Organism: Equus caballus (horse)
Lineage: Eukaryota; Metazoa; Chordata; Mammalia; Perissodactyla; Equidae
Source: RefSeq, a predicted model, not a curated record
GGCGCCGCAGAAGCCUGGUUUAACGCGAACCGUAGAUAGAUGCUGUCCCAGCCUUGCGUGCCGGCGGAGACAAUGCGGAGCGUCAGAAGUGGGUCAGACAGUUUCGGAGUUUCAAACGUGACGCGUGACUUGGAGACGCCAGAAUCUAGAUGAGAUAAGCUGCUGAGCGUUCGGAACAGAAAAGGAAGUAGUAAAAUGACCAGAACUUUUCUACAUGGGUGGGAUCUUAGAGCCGAUUAUUUUUAAGUACAUCUUUGUGUUUUUAAAAAAGUUGAAGCCUGGAGACAAGUAGCUUACCCAGGGUACCGAGAUGCAUGGUGAGUUGGCACCGUAACGUAGAUGCCCCAGUUACUAGUAAGAUGCUGAUUUUCAAACAGUUUUACAAUACAUAAACUGGAUAAAAGUUUUCCCCCCACUUCAGUAUCAGGUGAUACUGCCAUCCUCCCACACCCCCAACUCUGAAAAAGAGUUCCUGAAAUCUGAAUUACAGACCAUCAUUUUAAUUGUACAAACUGCAGCUGAAACAAGCUUCUCUUUGGGGUCACAAUGGCCACCCAAGGCAGGGGAACUUUGGGCCUCAUCCCCAGGAGUGCUGUUCUCCAGAAGCAGGAGGGGCGCCUGACUGUGAAGCAGGAGCCAGGAAGCCAGACCUGGAGGCAGGGCUGCAGUCUCCAAAAGAACCACCCUCCUGUCUGUGAAAUUUUCCGGCUGCACUUCAGGCAGUUAUGUUACCACGAGAUGUCUGGGCCACAGGAGGCUCUGAGCCGCCUCCGGGAGCUCUGCCGCUGGUGGCUGAUGCCGGAGGUGCACACCAAGGAACAGAUCCUGGAGCUGCUGGUGCUGGAGCAGUUUCUAAGCAUCCUGCCAGGGGAGCUCCGGACCUGGGUGCAGCUGCAUCACCCCGAAAGUGGUGAGGAGGCUGUGGCUGUGGUGGAGGAUUUCCAGAGACACCUCAGUGGACCAGGAGAGGUUUCAGCUCCAGAACAGAAACAGGAAAUGCAUUUGGAGGAGGCAACAGUCCUGGGUGCAACAGAGGACUCUCCUACCUCAUCCCUCAGUGAGGGUUCAGCCCCUGGAGCCCACCUGGAGCCUCCUCAUGACCCAGGGGCCUGCCAUCCCACCAGUGGACGCUCUGCUCAACAGGCUUCCCCGGUGCCUGCCCUUCCCCAAGCAGGGAACUUAGGAGACCAAGCAGCAGCAAGUGUGCUUCAGAUGGUCGGGCCCCAGGGGUCUGCAGCGUACGAGUUCCUGUGCGUGGACUAUACUCAGAAGAAGUGGAGAGGUCCAGCAGUCAGUCAGAGAGCCCUGUACCAGAAGGUCAUGCCGGAAAAUCACUGCAGCGCGGCCUCCCUGGCAGGUGAGAAUAGGAUGGAAAGUUCCGAGUUACCUGCAAAGCAUGAAAUUUCUAAAGGUUCUGAUUCAUCAAAUAGGAUAUCAGGAGGACUCUAUGUGGUGGUUCCUGGAGGACCAGAAGCUGGAGAUGCCUGUGAAGAUGCUUUAGAGAAGCUGGAAGGGCAACCCUCAGAUGAGGAAGGGAGCCAACUCAAAAGUGAUUUCUUGGAAAUAACACAUGAGAAUAAAACUAAAUCUACCAAAGAUGGAUGUGAUACAUAUAAGGAACUUGGGGCACAUCCAAAUCUGUCCUCCAGUCCUGCAGAACUUCAAGGAAUUCUGAAAGGACAGAAAUUCUAUCGAUGUGAUGAAUGUGGCAAAACUUUCAAUCGGAGUUCACACCUCAUUGGGCAUCAGAGAAUCCACACUGGAGAGAAACCCUAUGAGUGUAACGAGUGUGGAAAGACAUUCAGGCAGACCUCUCAGCUCAUAGUUCAUCUCAGAACCCACACGGGGGAAAAGCCCUAUGAGUGCAGCGUGUGUGGAAAGACCUAUCGACACAGCUCCCAUCUCAUUCAACACCAGAGACUCCAUAAUGGGGAGAAACCUUAUAAAUGUAAUGAAUGUGCGAAAGCCUUCACUCAGAGUUCCCAACUCAUUGACCACCAGAGAACCCAUACUGGAGAGAAACCAUAUGAAUGCAAUGAGUGUGGGGAGGCCUUCAUUCGGAGUAAAAGUCUUGUCCGACAUCAGGUACUUCACAGUGGUGAGAAACCCUACAAGUGUAAUGAGUGUGGGAAAGCUUUCUGUUCUAAUAGAAAUCUCAUUGACCAUCAGAGAAUCCACAGUGGGGAGAAGCCUUAUGAGUGUAAUCAAUGUGGCAAGGCCUUCAGUCGGAGUAAAUGUCUUAUUCGACAUCAGAGCCUCCACACUGGGGAAAAACCAUACAAAUGUAGCGACUGUGGGAAAGCUUUCAAUCAGAACUCUCAACUUGUUGACCAUGAGCGAAUUCAUACUGGAGAAAAACCUUUUGAAUGUAAUGAGUGUGGGAAAGCAUUCAGUCUGAGUAAGUGUCUUAUUCGACAUCAGAGACUUCACACAGGUGAAAAGCCCUAUAAAUGCAAUGAAUGUGGAAAAUCCUUCAAUCAAAACUCACACCUCAUUAUACACCAGAGAAUUCACACUGGUGAGAAACCUUAUGAAUGUACUGAGUGUGGGAAGGUCUUCAGUUAUAGCUCUAGCCUUAUGGUACAUCAAAGAACCCAUACUGGGGAGAAACCAUAUAAAUGCAGUGAUUGUGGGAAAGCCUUUAGUGACAGCUCGCAACUCAUUGUGCACCAGAGAGUUCACACUGGAGAGAAACCCUAUGAAUGUAUUGAGUGUGGGAAAGCCUUCAGUCAGCGUUCCACUUUCAAUCACCACCAGCGAACUCACACUGGAGAGAAGCAGGCAGGUGGGGCUCAGUCAGUUUCUUAAGGCAUAAAUCUCCAAGACAGCAAGGAACUUUGAGUUAAGCUUUCUUUAUAAGAAGGCUACUCACCCUGGUGUCCUCUUAGAACCACUAAUUGAAGUGGGCAUUUCCCAAAUGCUUUCUGCUGGGUCAUAAAGAUAGGAGAGUGGCAGUAACAGUGCACUCCUUCCUCAGUAAUGGGGAAGUGAGGACUACACAUUUCAUGUACUUGUAGGUUUCCUUCUUUCUUUUUUUUAACUGUUUAAAAAUCUAUUUCAUGUCUUAGUUAUAUAUCACAUAAUCAGACUGUGUGCUUCUCAAGAACAGAGAUUGUAUCUUACUUUUCCUGUUUCAGGUAAUCCAUUUUACCAUUUACAUCAAGCCAUUCUCCAAGACUGUUAUUAAUUCUUUCCUUUCUGUUGGCUGUUCCCCUCCUUAUCUACUUUUGAAACCUCUCUAAUCUAGACCCUCAUCACUUGUGUUCCUACCUAGAAAACCUUUUCUUCUUCACAUUUGCUAAUCUGUGUCCCUCAGAACCUUUGAGAUCCAGUUCAUCUCUCAAAGACUUUCUUCUUCAAAUGCUUCUUCAUUCCUUUUAAACUGCUAUUUCUUUGACCUCAGUGCUUCAAAUUAGCUGGUGCUACAAUGUGCAAUUGUUGUUAAAUUGCCUUGCAAGUUAUUCUCAACUUAAUGCAUAUGUAUAUAUGUUCAUACCAACUUACUUAGGCUCUUUGAUGUUGAAUAUGGUGUCUGUUUCUUUUGGCAUAUAGAUAAUUUUUGUAUACUAGUUGUUUAAUAAAUAAUUUUUUAAAACUCA